Messenger RNA from Vicia villosa (hairy vetch), 5547 nucleotides. RefSeq lists its product as uncharacterized. NCBI's taxonomy places the organism in Eukaryota, Viridiplantae, Streptophyta, Magnoliopsida, Fabales, Fabaceae. The record is from RefSeq and is a predicted model, not a curated record. Bases 1 to 5547 code for a protein of 1848 amino acids. Gene Ontology annotation, biological process: DNA integration; proteolysis. Gene Ontology annotation, molecular function: aspartic-type endopeptidase activity; nucleic acid binding. The transcript has a single exon.
AUGCCUCCCAAACCCGCCAAUCCUACACCCAAAGACAUUGAAGAUACUCUUCAUGCCACAAAUCAACGUAUUGAAAACCUAAUUUCUACCCAUGAGAAUCUUGAAUCUUCCAUGGAAGCUAAUAACCAAGCUGUAUCUUUACAGCUAGGGCAGAUCCACACAAACCACACAAACUUGGAGUCCACCAUGAACAACAACUUUGCUGCCCUUACAGCUCUUAUGAACCAGCAAUUUGCAGCAAUGACAGCAGCUGCUGCUAUACCUAGAUCUAACCCUACACCUAUCCCCACCUCCACCACCAGAUCUACCCCUACAUCUACCCCCAUCCCUACAACCAGAUCUACCCCUACAUCUCCUCCUUUUUCUACCACCAGAACUACCUUGGGGAACCCUAACAUGAAUUUCACGUCCUCAUCUCCCCAAAUCAACUCCACCCUUAUCUCAACCCAACUUUAUACCCCACCACCACCCCCUUCGUCCACCUUUACUCGCCCUAUUUCAUCAAUCCACACAUCCAAUUCUGCAUUCUGCCCUUAUUCCACAUCUUUUACAAAUCCUUAUUCCACCUCAUUUACAAAUCCUUUUCCCCCAAAUUACACACAGCCCCCUCAAUUUUUAACACACCCCCCAAACCCACCUUAUACUUCUUUUUCCCAAAUCCCAGCCGUCACCCAACCACCCUCAUACGCUUCUUACCCUUAUACCCCUCAAGCCACCCAAAUUCCAUUUUCCCCCUCACCUAAUUCUGGUUUUCGACACCCAAAAAUUGAGUUAAAUUACUUUGACGGAACGGAUGCUUUAGAAUGGCUUUUUCAAGCGGAGCAAUUCUUUGCUUUUUAUAGUAUUCCAUUUGAGAAUCGCUUACCUAUGGCAGCCUUUUAUAUGAAAGGUGAGGCGCUUGGUUGGUAUAAAUGGAUGUUUCAAAGCAAUGAACUUACUACUUGGGAAGCUUUUUCAAGGGCUUUGGAACUACGUUUCGGUCCCUCAACGUACGAAAACCAUCAAGCUCAAUUGUUCAAACUUAGACAGCAUGGGUCUGUUACGGAAUACCAAGCCAGCUUUGAAAAAUUGGGAAACCGUGUCAUUGGAUUACCCCCGGAUGCAAUUCUUAAUUGUUUUAUCUCCGGUUUAAUUCCUGAAAUCCGUAGUGAAUUAGCUGUUCAGCGCCCUCAAUCCAUCACUCAUGCAAUAGGCCUCGCUAAACUCAUUGAAGCAAAGCUAAAGGACUCUAAACCCAAGUUCAAAGGCCCAUAUGGCAGUACCCCUUUCCAACCUAACAAUCCUAAACAAACCCCACUUUCACCAACUAUGGCUGCUGUCUCCAAACCAGCUAACUCUCAACCCACCUCCCUUCCACGUUUUCCAAUUCGACGGAUUACACCAACACAACAGGCCGAAAGAAGGGCCCAGGGAUUAUGUUUUAACUGCGAUGAAAAGUUUAUUCCGGGUCAUAAGUGUUCAAAUGGAAAAUUCUUAUUACUUAUGGUUGAUGAUGAAAUUUCAACAGCUGCCAAUGAUGACAUCAGCGAAGAUAUUCCUUCAGAGGCUGUUUUGAACACAGACAUCGAUGAAACUUAUUUUCAGCUCUCACCACAAGCUGCAAGUGGGCAAUUCUCUCCAAAGACGUUGAAGUUUAAGGGACUGAUUGAUGGGCUGGUUGUCUCUGUUCUCAUAGAUACGGGCAGUACUCAUAACAUCCUCCAACCUCGAAUCGCAACACACCUCAAAAUACCUAAUACUCACAUCCCUAAUUUUUCUGUCAUGGUGGGAAAUGGCUCUAAGCUACAAUGUUCAGGUCUAUGUUCUAAAGUCCCUAUCACACUUCAGGACCAAUUGUUCAUUAUUCCUUUUUACUUAAUCCCAAUUGAAGGAGCUGAUGUAGUAUUGGGAAUGGAAUGGUUGCGUACCCUUGGCCCCAUUGUCGCUGAUUUUUCUAUUCCAGAAAUUUCUUUCACCUAUGAGUCUAAACAGAUUACUAUUCAAGGUGAUGCUACCCAGACCCCCUCCCCUUCUACUUUCACCCAACUUUGCCAUCUCUUACAUACUGACUCAGUUGCAUCCAUGCACCUUUUAAUUUACCAACCAUGCAUUGAACCAAUCCAAAACGAUCCACCUAACUCCCAUGAAAACCCACCUAUCACUCCACCACCAGAAAUAGCUGCCCUUAUCAAAUCGUAUCCUACGGUUUUCCAAGCUCCACAUGGUUUACCUCCUAGUCGUCCACAUGAUCACCACAUCCCUUUAAACCCCAAUACACCUCCCAUCAAUGUUCGACCUUAUCGCUAUCCUCAUUCACAAAAAGAAGCAAUGACUACCCUAAUUCAUGAGAUGUUAUGUGACGGCAUAAUAAAACCAAGUACUAGCCCUUUUUCCUCCCCAGUUCUCCUAGUCCGCAAGAAAGACGGUUCAUGGCGUUUUUGUGUUGACUAUCGUGCAUUGAAUGCAGUAACUAUACGAGACCGAUUUCCCAUUCCCACCAUUGAUGAGCUUUUUGAUGAGUUGGGUUCUGCUACUUUAUUUACAAAGAUUGACCUACGGUCAGGCUACCAUCAAAUUAGGGUUGUACCCGAAGACACUCACAAGACGGCAUUUAGAACCUUUGACGGGCACUAUGAGUUUUUGGUGAUGCCCUUUGGCCUAACUAAUGCUCCUAGUACCUUUCAAUCGGCGAUGAAUGAUCUCUUGAGACCUUACUUGAGACGGUUUGUUUUAGUUUUCUUCGAUGACAUUUUAAUUUACAGUAAUUCUUAUUCUGAUCAUUUACUUCAUUUGACUUUGAUUUUAGACCUACUUGCUUCAAAUAAGUUUGUUGCAAAACUUUCUAAGUGUGUUUUUGCAGUUCCUAAAGUUGAUUAUCUAGGUCAUGUCAUUUCGUUAAGUGGCGUUACCCCUGAUCCAGACAAAAUUCAAGCAAUUGUUGAUUGGCCGCAGCCACUAUCACUCACGCAACUCAGGGGAUUUUUGGGCCUCACCGGUUUUUACAGACGUUUUGUCCGUCACUACGCCACACUCGCCGCUCCCCUCACCGAUUUAUUACGUUCCACUACUAAGUUUACAUGGAAUACAAAUGCAGAGACUGCGUUUACAAAUUUAAAGAAAAUCAUGACUGCCACUCCUGUUCUUUCUCUUCCUGAUUUCAGCAAGAUCUUUGUUGUUGAAACUGAUGCCUCUGCUGUAGCCAUUGGAGCUGUUCUUUCACAGGACGGCCACCCUUUAGCAUUCUUCAGCAAGAAACUAUGCCACAGACUGCAAGCUGCUUCGGUCUAUGCUCGAGAGAUGUAUGCAAUAACUGAAGCGGUAAAAAAAUGGCGUCAGUACCUCAUUGGAAGACACUUCCAUAUUUUCACAGAUCAAAAAAGUCUUAAAAAUCUUUUGGUUCAAACAAUUCAAACACCAGAACAGCAAAAGUGGGCGGCGAAAAUGCAAGGGUUUAGUUUCGAAAUUUUUUACAAACCUGGAAAAACGAACAGCGUGGCUGACGCCUUGAGCAGAAAACCAGAAGAGACUUCCCUUAUGUUUGCAAUCUCCUCCACAAUUCCUACAUUCCUUUCCCAUCUUCAGCAGUACUACGCAGAAAACAAAACAGGGCAAGAUUUUGUUACUAAGUGUCUAAAUAACCAGAAGAUGCAAACACAUUUUGAGUUCAAACAAGGGCUAUUGUACUUUAAAAAUCGUAUUUUUCUACCUGAUGAUUUGGAGUUUAGAGCCUCGAUGCUUAAGGAAUGUCACAGCACACCGUCUGCAGGUCAUUCAGGGUUGAAACCGACUUUGGCUCGUAUCUCGGCCACCUUCAGCUGGCCUGGCAUAGCUAGAGACGUCAAGCACUAUGUUCGGUGCUGUUCUUCUUGCCAACACAACAAGUACCUCACAACAAAGAAACAAGGGAUGUUACAACCACUGGAAAUUCCUAAACAAGUUUGGGAAGAUUUGUCCAUGGAUUUUAUUACUCACCUUCCGAAGUCUUUUGGGCAUACGGUCAUUUGGGUUGUCUGCGACAGGUUAUCCAAGUUUGCCCAUUUCAUUGCGUUACCACCAAAGUUCUCCGCCGUAGAUCUGGCGCGGCGAUUCUCAGUUGAGAUCUGUAGACUUCACGGUAUCCCGAAAACAAUCGUGUCUGACAGAGAUCCAAUCUUCUUGAGCACUUUCUGGAAGGAACUUUUCCGCGUACAAGGCACGACCCUGAAAUACAGUACCGCUUAUCAUCCCGAGACUGACGGUCAAACAGAGGUCUUAAACAGAUGUUUAGAAACAUACCUAAGGUGUUUCACAAGCGAUAGCCCGAGACAGUGGUUCAAAUAUCUUCAUCUAGCUGAGUUCUGGCAUAACUCCACCUUCCACUCUUCUAUUAAGAUGACGCCUUUCGAAGCUCUCUACGGUCGAUCUCCACCGGCAGUGAAAGAUUAUGUCAAAGGAUUUUCUUCCAUCCCUUUACUGGACUCAACACUACAACAAAGACAAACCGUACUCGAUGCAUUAAAGAUCAAUCUACAACGCAGUCAGAAGAACAUGAAAGAACAAGCAAAUAAACGGCGCAGAGAGAUUACCUUUGCGGUUGGAGAUCUGGUUUUGCUAAAGUUACAACCUUAUCGACAAACAUCUGUUCAGCGAAGAACUUCUCAGAAACUUUCAAAGCGAUACUUUGGCCCCUUCCCUGUUCUGCGUCGAAUCGGUCCGGUGGCCUAUGAGCUGCAACUACCACCGACUUCUAAGAUCCACCCAGUCUUUCAUGUUUCUCAGCUUAGAUACUUUCAUACUCAAGACCCAACGGUGGUACCGCUACCUCUACCGGAGAAUCUGAAGGAAAACGAGGAAGAGGAUGAAGACGGAAAUGUGUUUGAUUCAAGGGGAGAAGGUUUGCAAAACACCAUGGCAGACUCGGUUGUGGUAUUAGAUUCGUUGGGAGAGAAAGGAGAUAAAGAAGUAGUUACGCAUUCUGAAAAAAAAGACUUAUCUAAAGACUUUAAGUCUUUUUCCAAGACUUUAAAGUACAGCACUUGUGACUCUUUUCCCAAUCUCACGCGCCAGACACAAUUCCCACUCACGCAGCACAUGCAGCCUUCAGAUCUCCUUAUCCCAGCAUCUGCACCGUUGGAUCACAUUGGAUUCCAACCCUCCCUACCUGCUCACGUGAAUGGUGGCCCACCAGUCCAUCAAACCGCGUUUUCAAUUCCACCAAAACCAUGUGCUUCCAGCUGUUCCCAACCUAUCCCAUUAAAUGACACACUGCCCAAAGUUUUCUCCCAACCACCCGUGAACUUACCCGCGGGUCUGCCAAUGGGACCGUUGGAUUUGCAACGUUCGGAAUUGCUACAGCCUCCCACUGCCACGCGUCCUCUUCAUUCAAACUCCACAAUACAGCUGGAAACCUCUCACCAUGUUGCUGCUAACCCUAUUCCACCGCUGAUUCAUGGGCCUUCUAGUGGGCCGGUUCUUCCAAGAAGUUGGUCUAACCUUGAGGACAAGGUUCUCAUUGGGAUGGAUAGUAGUGAUAGGCCCAACAGAAUUGUGAGGAAGCCCACAUGGCUUCAAGACUAUGUUAUGAAUUAA